AUGCCACCAGUAUGUAGUAGAUGCAUGCGUAGUCAACGCCUUAGCUUGAAAGGAGAAGGGAGCCAAAUCAAGAUGGCGGGAGUGUGAAGUGCAGAAACCGAAGACAUAGCCAUUAUUUACGCCGAAAAUGCCGCGUACAAAGAGAACAGUUUCAAGCAAGAAAAAGGCCAUUAAAGAAGAAAUGAGUGACAGUCCUUCCGAUUCUGAUAGUGAUUUUGAUGAAGAUGAGGAUCCAGACAAAAUUGAAGUUCCAGGGGGUGGAAAGGAUCUUGUUACAGCAGUUACAACUGUCAGCGCCCAUAAAGAUGGCCCAGUUGUUGUGAAAAAGGAAGAUCCCGAUGUUCACAUUGUGUCAUCUACAUCUGUUCCAAGCAAUGCUAUAGUGCCUAAGCUGGGAUCCUCAAGCACCUUGCCAGUAGUCAAGGGUGGCACUUCUCUUUUGAAAAGUGAGAACAUUUCACCAUUGAUGGGAAAUCCAAAUGAAAUGAAAACAAUCAAGAGAGAGGUUCCCCUCAAAAUGGGAAAUUUUACAAAUGUUCCUGGUGCUAAAGUACCAGGUGGCCUCAUCACGAAAGGUACUUCAUUGGGCUUUGAAACCAUGCGUUCAGGAGGACCUAACAUACCCUCAUUUUCACCUAAUGUAAUGAACAACUUUAUCCCUGGAAUGUUGUCUGGUGUUGCUGGCAACGCAAGUGCAAAUUUAGCUGCAGGCAAUAUGAGUGGAAUGCUCAACCAUCCAUUUUUGCAAUCCAUGGAUUUUAGUGCCUUCGCUAACAUGGCAAAUAUGAUGGGUAUGGAUAUGAGUAAUGUUAAUGCACCUUUUGCCACAAUGAUGGCGCACAUGAUGACAAAUCCAAAUAUGUCAACAAACCCGUAUAUGAGUCAAUUCAUGGGGCCCAUGAUGCAAGGAAACUGGAACCCUGCUCUUCAAGGGAAAAAUAUGAUGUGGAUGAAUGACCAAAAGAUGGCUGCUGGAGAAGAGGAAGAAGUUGAGGAUGAAGACAUGGGGGUUGCUGAAACAUAUGCUGAUUACAUGCCUACCAAAUUAAAAUUGGGGAAGAAGCAUCCGGAUCCUGUUGUUGAAACUGCCUCGCUGUCAAGUGUAGAACCGGCAGAUGUCUGGUACAAACUAUCCUUACCAGACUCAACUGUUAAAUCUGGCUCAUUGUCAGCUCUUCAACUGGAAGCCAUUGUGUAUGCCAGCCAGCAGCAUGAACAUUUCUUGCCCGAUGGUAACAGAGCUGGUUUUCUCAUUGGUGAUGGUGCUGGUGUUGGAAAAGGCAGAACUAUUGCUGGGGUGAUAUAUGAGAACCACUUAAAGGGUCGAAAGAAAGCCAUUUGGGUGUCUGUUUCUAAUGAUCUUAAAUAUGAUUCUGAAAGAGAUUUAAAAGACAUUGGUGCUGGCCAAAUUGAUGUUCAUCCUUUGAACAAGUUUAAAUAUGCCAAGAUCUCAUCUAGUGUUAAUGGCAACGUAAAGGAAGGUGUUAUAUUUUCCACCUACUCUGCACUUAUUGGAGAGUCAUCUCAGACUUCUGGGAAAUAUAAGUCAAGAUUGAAGCAGCUUAUUGAUUGGUGUGGAGACAAUUUUGAUGGAUGUAUCAUUUUUGAUGAAUGUCACAGGGCAAAGAAUUUAUGUCCAGUGGGUUCAAGUAAACCCACUAAAACUGGUCUGACAGUAUUAGAAAUACAGAACCAACUCCCGAAGGCCCGUGUGGUGUAUGCAUCUGCCACUGGUGCUUCAGAGCCUCGCAACAUGGCUUACAUGACACGUCUUGGUAUUUGGGGCGAGGGAACUGCCUUCAAAGACUUCAAUGAGUAUAUUAAUGCUGUUGAGAAAAGGGGAGUUGGAGCAAUGGAAAUUGUUGCCAUGGAUAUGAAACUUCGAGGAAUGUACAUUGCCAGACAACUCAGUUUUCAUGGUGUUUCUUUCAAAAUUGAAGAGGUUCAUCUAUCUGAUGACUUUAUUAAAAUUUAUGAUGACUCAGUGAAGCUGUGGGUCAGAGCUAUGCAGAAGUUUACUGAAGCAGCUGAACUAAUUGACGCAGAGAGUAGGAUGAAAAAGACGAUGUGGGGACAGUUUUGGUCUGCUCACCAACGAUUCUUUAAGUACCUGUGUAUUGCUGCCAAGGUCAAAUUUGCGGUCUCUGUUGCAAGAGAAGCAGUCAAGUGUGGGAAAUGUGUUGUGAUUGGUCUUCAAUCAACUGGAGAAGCCAGAACUUUAGAACAAAUUGAAAGGGAUGAUGGAGAACUGUCUGAUUUUGUCUCCACAGCAAAGGGUGUACUUCAAACCUUAGUAGAAAAACACUUCCCAGCUCCUGAUCGUAGCAGAAUUUUAAGGCUUUUGGGCUUGUCUCCACCUCGAAAAGACAAAAAGUCUAAAAAGUCUGAUGAUGAUGACGAAGAAGCUGGUGGUUCCAGUGGGAAAAGAAAGCCUGUCAGGAGAGCUGCGCAGCGUGCAUCAAAAAGAGUUAAAGUUGAGUCCUCAGAUUCUGGGUCAGAUAAUGAAAGUGGAUCAGACGCCGAAUUUCAGUUAUCAGCAUCUGAAUCUGCUGCAAGUGAAAGCAACUCAGAAGCAAGUGAUGCUUCAAGUGAUUUUAAUCCAUUUAAUGACAGUGAUUCUGAUGGAGAUCCAUGGGUUGGUGGACGGGGUAAAAAAAAGGGACGAAAGGGUAAAGCUGCAGCCAAAAAACCUUCGUCAACGCAAGACAAAAUAAGUUUGCUUAUUGAACAAAAAUCAUCAGCUCACAAAAAGGCCAAGCGUGAAGAGGGAAACAAAAAUGGUAACUCACUUGGUGCCGGGCUUCCCCCUCCUCCCAGAGAUGCUAUUGAACAUGCCUGCAACAUGAAGGAAGAGCUACUGGCUGACAUUGAGGAGUUAGGUGACCGUCUACCUCCGAACACCUUAGAUCAACUGAUUGAUGAGCUUGGCGGUCCUGAAAAUGUUGCAGAAAUGACUGGUAGGAAAGGACGUGUUGUCCAAACAGAUGGAGGAAUACAGUAUGAAUCUCGAUCAGAGGUUGAUGUUCCUCUUGAAACUUUAAAUCUCACUGAAAAACAGAGAUUUAUGGAUGGAGAGAAAGAUGUUGCCAUUAUAUCUGAAGCUGCGAGCAGUGGUAUUUCAUUACAGAGUGACAGGAGAGCUCGUAAUCAGAGGAGACGGGUUCACAUUACCCUAGAGUUACCAUGGAGUGCUGAUAGAGCUAUUCAGCAGUUUGGACGCACUCACCGAAGUAAUCAAGUCAAUGCUCCAGAAUAUUUAUUCCUUAUAUCUGAUUUGGCUGGUGAAAGAAGAUUUGCUUCUAUUGUUGCCAAGCGCUUGGAAAGUCUGGGUGCAUUGACUCAUGGAGACAGAAGAGCUACUGAAACUCGUGAUCUCUCCCGAUUCAAUAUUGACAACAAGUAUGGUAGACAAGCUCUGGAGGCCACUAUGAAAGCCAUCAUGGGUUAUGAGCAGCCUCGUGUUCCCCCUCCUCAAGAUUACAAAGGAGAUUUCUUCAAAGAUGUUGCCGAUGCAUUAGUUGGUGUGGGGCUGAUCACAAACAGUGAAAAUAUGCCUGGAAUUCUCAUGUUGGACAAAGACUACAAUAACAUGAGUAAAUUCCUCAAUAGAAUCCUAGGAAUGCCAGUAGACUUGCAAAAUAGACUGUUCAAGUAUUUUACUGACACACUUCAAGCCAUUAUUAGCGAUGCUAAGAAAACAGGUCGCUUUGAUCUGGGUAUUCUUGACCUUGGUGCAUCUGGUGAAAAUGUCAAGAGAAUUAAGGUGUAUACGUUCCUACGCAAGCAUGCAACUGGUACUGCGGCUACACAACUCCAUAUUGUUCAUGUUGAAAGAGGCAUGUCUUGGUCUGACGUCACGGAAAAGUACCAAGAACUGGUUGGAGCGAAAGAAGGCUUUUACCUUUCUCACCAAAUCCGCAAUUCAAAACAAACAGCCAUUUUAGCUGUUGCAGUAGAGUCAAACCCCAAUAACAAGAAAAAGGGAACCAAAGAAAAAGACACUCUGUAUGCUGUCUAUAGACCAAACACCGGUCUUCAAUUGAAGCAAGAAACACUUGGAGAGCUUGAGAAGAAGUAUAAGAAAGUCUCCAAGGAUGAGGCAGAGCCACAUUGGACUCAGCAGUAUGACUCUUCUGAGAAAACCUGCUCACAUGCUUACUGGCGAGGAAAUUGUAAGAAUGUUGCCUUGGGCAUGGAUUGUGAAAUUGGACUACGGCGUCGAACUUACAAUGUCUUGGCUGGGUGUGUGCUUAGUGUGUGGACCAAAGUAGAAGAUCUCCUCAACAGUAGAACUGGACAUAACAGUAAAAUGCAGGUUGUGCGCAUGCGCGCCAGUGAUGGGCUGAAAAUUGUUGGAACAUUAAUUCCAAAUAGCUGCGUUGAAGAUCUGAUAGAAGCUCUACAAGAGGACUCAGAAAAAAUGGAAGAAGAGAAAUUUUGAGGCUGAUAAAAGAAAUAAGUUAUUGACGUAGAGCUGGACCAAAUUCUAUCUGUUUUGAAUAUCAAAGAGCCCACAGUGUGAUACAGGCAAAUUGUAAAUUUUAUCUCAAUUUUUUCUGAUGGAGCCCAUUAGUUUUAUUUUCUCUUGCCGGUGUUUUCUUUUUCUUUCAAAUGUUAGUUGAUGCUUCUCAUCUAAUUUAUUUGGCACGAUAUCACUAGGUAACUUCAUGUGUAGGCUAUGUGACUUUGUGAUUAUGGCAUUGGCUUUAUUAUUAGUUCUGUGGCUUUCUGUCCUGAUGGCAGUUAUCAUCGCAAUUUAUUCCUAAACUCUGUUUGUUUGUUUUUUGCAUCGUACUCAUUUCUCUACUCCAUUUCUUUUUUCACAUUUCAAUAUAACUUUUAACAAUAUUUUGUUACUGGUCUUUCUGUAGUGCCCUGGCUAGUUCAGCAUUUAAAGCAAGUUCUGCUCCCUCAUUUAGGACAUGCAACUAUGCCUCAAGUUAUGAUAAGUUAUUACUGUAAGCUUUGGUGUGUUGGAGAAAAUUAAUGUGUGUAGAUGUAGAAUUUUCUAAUGUUAACCAUGAAUUAAGUGAUAAAUAUGCUAUAUGUUCGAUAGUUGUGUGAAAAUUUAACUUCAAUGAUGAUUCUAUCUGUGUAGGAGUGGAAUCCUGGAUGGAAAUCAAUUUUGUUUGUUUGCUGUCAAAUUCGGAAUUGGGAGUUCCCACCUCUACCAUCUGACUUUUGAACUAGCCUUUUUUUUCUAAAGGUAGAAAGCGAUGAGUGUAAUGUUAUGUCUCACCAUUGCUGAGAAUUGAAUUGGAAGAAUUUUUAAUUUAUAACUCAUUUGUUUCAGUAAUUAAAAAUGGGGGAGGGAGGGGGGCUUUUCUUCUUGUUUCUCACGUGUAGUUUUGAAACAAAAUUCAUAGGAGUAGUUAACCUCAUUUCCUAUGACUGUCUUUUUUGCACUCAGAUGGUAUGAGCAGGUUCGUCUCAAGUAUUUCCUACUGUGUUACUUUUAUAAUUUUUCAUCUUUUGGAUACCUAAGUUGAUUUUCUUAAUUCAUAACAUCAUUUAUCUGGAGUAAUGGAGAAAUUAAAUGAUUUACUUGAGUGUGAAUUGUUUACAUGUGAUGGGUGGACAUUGGAACUGUCCUUUUAGAACAUUGUGAUAUGGGCAUUUUUGUAGACAACCUAGCUCCUACUCCUCAUUAAGUAUGUUUUGGCUAGCUAGUAUGUUGAUAUUAUUUAUUGAAUGUCCUCAAGGCAUUUUAUUAUUUCAAUUGACAAAUGUCUCUUACAGUAUAUGCUCUUUUUUCAUUGUUCAUUGCCAUUACAUAAAACCCUCAGCUGUCAUAGUACCUUCUUCAUUUAGACACGUUUUUUCUCCCUCAUGUUUGAUCUGUUUCUUUAAGCGCCAUAUCUCCAGGUUUUGGAAUAUGAGUUUGAAGGAAGUGCUCUUAGGUCACUUUCCUUCCUUAAUUUCAAUUGUAGUUGUCUGGAGCUGAGCACAAAACUUUUGAUCUGUGAGUUAUUGUAGUGAAUCUACAUUGGUGCUAUCAUAUUAGAAUAUGUAUUGUUCUACUAUUCCACGCCCAUUGUGAGGCUGACUGUCACAGAAGUGACAGAUCCACUGGUCCUUUUAUCCUCUGAAUUGUAACCCAGGUGUUGUCCUAUUCAUGUAUUAUUCUGUGCUUUAUAUUUGGUUUAAGCAUUACACUAGCUUGUGUUACCAAAACCUUGCACAUCUUAUUUCCAUUAUAUUUUUAAUAUUUUUCUUCUCUCUACCUUUUAACGGAACAAGAUCCUAAGCUUAUAAUAAUUUGAUGUGGAUGUUUUAAUGUCGAGCCAAUUUUUGGAUGUUAAGAAAGGAAUGUAUAUGAAGAAAGUUAUACUAAACUAUCCAUACAUUCCUCUGUAUUAACUAGCUGCAAUUUGUUUCUAUUCAGAUUCUGAGAUGGACUUUGCUGUAUGAGGUAUUAAAUCAUUGAUACAUCAAGAUCUAGAAAAUAUAGACUAGUGUUUAUGGUAAUUUAUAUCUUUACUUAGUAAUGCUUAAACCAGUCCUUCCUCCAUCUUCAGUAGCCUUCAACUUAUAUAAAGUUAUUAUUCCAGUAAAAAUAUUGGUAAAUAGAACUCAGUGAAUCUAAUUCAAAUAAAUGAAGAAUGUCA
Messenger RNA from Frankliniella occidentalis (western flower thrips), 6608 nucleotides. It is a transcript of the gene sno, whose product is annotated as protein strawberry notch. Bases 128 to 4441 code for a protein of 1437 amino acids. Gene Ontology annotation, molecular function: histone binding; chromatin DNA binding. Lineage: Eukaryota; Metazoa; Arthropoda; Insecta; Thysanoptera; Thripidae. The record is from RefSeq and is a predicted model, not a curated record. Gene Ontology annotation, biological process: regulation of DNA-templated transcription. The transcript is spliced from 26 exons. Gene Ontology annotation, cellular component: nucleus.